GUAGUCGUCAUCAAAACACAAAAAUCGGCGAAAAUUGAAUUCUGCAUCAAAAUGACCAUCAAAUUGAAGAUUUCCGAGUUUGUUGUGCGACGACUGGAAACGAUAAAAAAUGACUGUAGCGGCGGAUUGUUUGGACUGAUGUAUCAAGGAACUCUCAUUUUAUUGGGAUUUAACUUGGAAUCUGACUCUGGCGUUGGUCUCAAUUACAAACGGAUGCAGGAUAAUUUCCCGACAGAAGUCGAUCUAUGCGGACUUGUCAAAAUUGGGUCAGUUUCGAACGCAAAAGCUCAUUUAAAGGAAAUCCUCACAGAUGUCGAUAUCACAGACAACCCAAUUCUGCUGCAUUACAACAACGGCGACAUCAAAGCCUCACUUUUCAUCCACGAAAAGUUGCAAGAUAUUGAUUUCGAGGUGAUGCGAAUCGACGAUUUGUAUAACGAGUUCUUUUUCGUGCGAAUUCAGUGUCAAUUAGCUGCUUUUUGUGACGCCACGGAACAAUCCAUUAAGGAAUCGCUCUUCGGACUGCGAAUAAAUUUGGCGACAGGCAAUAGUAGUUUCAACAUCGCUGGCAGUGACGUGUAUUUAACAGCAACUAGUGUGAUUGGAUGCGACGAAACAAAAGCAAUUUCGAGUCUUUUAACAGAAAAAGAGCUGCAAUCGAAGAAAAAAUCGGCUCCCGUGAAAGAUGACUAUGAAACGUUGAACGUAAAUUUGUUGGUGAAAAAUUCCUUGAAUGCAGAUGAUGAAAAAUUAACGAGAUCCGCUCUAAAUUUGACAAUUGACACAACAAAUAAAAAUCCGAUGAAAAUUCCGAUUGCUGUUGAUGCCUUGAGCAUGUUGAACGUGAAUACGAAACUCAGUUCCUUGUACGAAAUUUUAGUUGAAAGCUUGUGUCGCAUCCUCCGACUCACCGAACGGAAUUUAUUGACGCAACUGAAGACCAGCGGCAAGGAUUUGAACGCGCCAAUCAUGUAUCAUUUCAAACCCGAGGAGUUGGGUCACUUUUUUACGUGCAUUUAUCGUGCCGGGGUAUCAGAUGACGAUCCUUACCUCACGAGUAAACGGAAAAGUCUUCAUCAGCAUUUCGGAUUGCCCGUCACUCGACCUUAUUUCCGUCGCGGAAACGCUUAUCGCUUCAAAAAUUCCAAAUCUCGACUUCUCGUGAACCCCCAUGUGGGUGUCAAAGGCUCCGUUAUCGAUGGAACGCAAUAUCUCGUGCAAGGCAAAUACACGUAUCAUCACUACAUGCAAGAUAACUUCGACGACAAUGGCUGGGGAUGUGCUUAUCGGUCACUUCAAACGCUCUGUUCGUGGUUCAAUUAUCAAGGCUACACGGAAAAUAAGGUACCAUCGCAUCGGGAAAUCCAAAAAUAUCUCGUUGAUGUUGGUGACAAACCUCAAAAUUUCCUUGGAUCACGUCAAUGGAUCGGUUCGAUGGAAGUUUCGAUGUGCUUGAAUCACUUUACAAACGUCGAUUCGAAGAUCAUGCAUGUCAAUUCGGGUGCGGAACUCGCCCAAAAGGGUCCCGAAUUGAAAUUUCACUUUGAGACGCAAGGAACUCCCAUCAUGAUAGGAGGCGGGGUGCUCGCCCACACAAUUUUAGGGAUAGAUUGGAACAGCGAAACUGGCGAAAUUAAGUUUUUGAUACUGGAUCCGCAUUAUACGGGUGUCGAUGACUUGUCCAUUGUGCAAAGUAAGGGAUGGUGUGGAUGGAAACCAAUCUCGUUCUGGGAUAAAAAAGCUUAUUACAACCUUUGCAUGCCACAAAGACCUCACAUAUUUUAGAAAAAAUUCGCAAUUGUUACAAAUUUUUAUUUUUUUCGUUAUUUUUUUCUGUUUCCGGCAAUAAAUGUUAAAAAAAUAUAUUUUUAUACAA
Culicoides brevitarsis is the source of this 1876-nucleotide messenger RNA. RefSeq names its product probable Ufm1-specific protease 2 (gene Ufsp2). The record is from RefSeq and is a predicted model, not a curated record. The transcript is spliced from 3 exons. Bases 52 to 1785 code for a protein of 577 amino acids. NCBI's taxonomy places the organism in Eukaryota, Metazoa, Arthropoda, Insecta, Diptera, Ceratopogonidae.